Neltuma alba is the source of this 987-nucleotide messenger RNA. RefSeq lists its product as uncharacterized. The record is from RefSeq and is a predicted model, not a curated record. Bases 325 to 807 code for a protein of 160 amino acids. Lineage: Eukaryota; Viridiplantae; Streptophyta; Magnoliopsida; Fabales; Fabaceae. The transcript has 2 exons.
GUGAGGGUAAUGAAUGUCGAAUAGUGAAUUGAGAGGCAAAGGGAAAGAAAACAUCGAAACCCCACUAAACAGUUAUCCACUGCCGUCUUUAAUUUCCCUACCCUUGCGCUCAUCAUCGUCUUCUUCCUUCUUUGCUCUGGGUAGCAAUCUUCCAUCAUAAAGCUGCGUGCUUUGGAUUACUUUCUGUGCUCAAAGUCUCACCCAAUCGCCUGAGACACGCUCGUUCCUCUUGCUAACUUCCAAUCCAUUUCCUUCUUUCGUCGCUGUCGCUCUUUCGCGUUGACCGUCGCUGUCGCCGUUCAAGCUGCUGAUCUCUGACAUUAGAUGGAGAAAUCCGUGUUUAAUAGAGAUGCUCACCAGAAUCGAACAUUUUCCUAUUCAUGUUUUUCUCAGAGAGAUGUCUGUUACAGCUGCGGUGCUUGUGGAUAUGAGCUGAAUCUGACAUCCUCCAACCGGAACACCUCAACCAUCGGUUCGAAAUACGGGAAAUCCAUAAAACGAGGUAUAAUAUCAUUCUUCAAUAUUGAUGAAAGCAGAUUUACGCAGGUUGAUGAGAUUCAAUGCGUGCCCCAUUUCUCAAAGCACUCUUGGGGUUUGUUUCGACGAAAAACAAAGCUCCUUUGCAGGAAGUGCGGUAACCAUAUUGGGAAUGCGUACAACGGUCACAGUUCGACCCUUGUUCUUGUGUCUGAUGGAACAGAGCCAUCCUUAAGCAACGAAGCAUCCCCUCAUAUGAAGUAUGACAUUCGCAUCCGUGCAUUGCAGCCUUCGUCUUCUGAGGAAUGUGGAGCCCCUGUUUUGGCUUGACGUUUCUGCCCAAGUUUGUUUCCUCUCUUCUAUACUGCUAAUGCAUAAUGCCCCCCGCGGUCAGAAGAUUCGUAGAGGAAGUAAAUAGUGUACGUAACGUUAUGGUAAGGUUUUUGUGUUCCUCCUUCUCGAAGGAAAGUUAUUGAUUGUUGAUUAAUGUGUACAUGAGUCGUAAGAAGC